AUGGCAUCUGGCUAUUCCCUUUGGAUGACGACCAGCCAACGUCCUGUGAUAAACUGUGUUUCCCUACGAGAACUUCACUUAAAGGGUGUGAGCAUAGGUGAAGAGGUACUCCAUGAUUUAUUGUCGUCUUGUACCUUGCUUGAGAAGAUAGCGCUUAUAGAUUCUUGCAAGGAGUUCAAGACUCUGAAGGUUAAGAACCUUCCUCGUCUUUAUGAAUUACGAAUAGCUUUGGAUGCUGCAAGCUCUACUGCUUUGGAAGUCAGUGAUGUCCCAAAUCUUGACUUGUUUAGCUGCGAUCUACAUGGUUUGCGACCAUAUAUGCCGCUUAUUCCAUUCAACGCCCAUUCAGUAUUCUUAACAAGCAACGUGAGACAAUUAAGGUUAGAUGUUGUGAUACAGGACUACGAGUGUCUGGACAUGAUCAAAUCGGGACUUCCUUUUCUUGAUAGUUUUGACACUUUUUAUGAGAUAUUGGAUGUUGGGAAGCUUCCAUUUCACAUGUGCUUCCAUCAAGAGGUUGUGCUUGAUGUCGUGCAAAAGCAACCUAAUCGACAUACAAUCUCGUCUCUCAAACACACCACGAUUACACUCUCACUCCCCCUUCCGGUUGAUGCUAAUUUUUUUCUUAAGAUGAGGGAAACACUCACGUUAUCACGCAAGUGCUACCUUUCUAUAAUAACUGCCUACUUCAAGGAGGUGGUGCACGAGGAGGAGGAGGAGCUGCCAUUGGACAUCGACAUUGACAUCGAUGAACUAAGAAAAAGGCUCUUGUUUCCUCCUGCUAGGAACGUGCAACAAAUGUCGUUUCAAACGGGACGCGAUCAAUGCAUGUGGGAACGAUCCCUUUUUUUUGAUGCAUUCUUUGAGAUUUGCCAUCCCGAGCACGUAUUUGCAAACUCAGACAUCCGCUUCAGAAACAACAACCAUUUUCGUAGGCUCAUGCUGAGGGAGGUCUUGGAGAAGAAGACCAAACCCACGGAUUGA
Messenger RNA from Lactuca virosa, 984 nucleotides. Lineage: Eukaryota; Viridiplantae; Streptophyta; Magnoliopsida; Asterales; Asteraceae. The record is from the annotation of a GenBank genome assembly.